AUGAUUAAACAAAAUAAGAAUUUUUCAUUAAAAUCAAGAAGAACUCAUUCAUAAUUGGAAGUAGUAAUAGAUGAGGAAGUAUUUGGAGAAUUAAAGAAUGAGAAAGAUUUUGAGAUGAGAAUACAUUAGCUUAAUGAGAUUCAGCAAAUAGAUUAAAUGAGUUAGAGUUCUGGGAUAUCAAUAUCCUCAGGUCUUUGUAAAAACACAAAACAUUAAAUGGUGGAGAGUUAUGCUUUACUGAUUUAAGAGAUGGUUUUAAAUAAGGAUUUAUAAUAAUUUUGUCACUAAUUUGGAUUUUCAAUUCAGUAAUUAGAAUAAUAUAAUUCGAUGGAUAAGAGAUAGAAUUUUGUAAUAGGAGCAAUGUUUAAGCACAUAAAGGAAUAGAUGUAGAGUAUAAUAAUAAAUAAAUAGGUUUAAUGACAAAGGUAGAAUUAAGAAUGCAUUAAUAUCGAGUGGAUGAAUGGAAUGAAUUGUAGAAGAAGAAUAAUUAGAGUAUGAAUAUAUUUGAAUGGUUGAAUGUGAAAUCAAAAUAUGAGCAUCUGAGAAAGAAAUUACAAUAUGCUUUAAUUGAUAGUAUUACUGAUACUUAGUCUAAGUAAUAAGAAUAGGAGAAAAGAAAUAGAAUUUUUAGUUAGUCAAAUAUAUCUUAGAUAAGUAGAGGUAGUACAACAUGUGCAAUUACUAGUAGAAAAAGAUUAGCAUCAAUUUAGGAGGAACUUACAGUGAAUCCUAAAAUCUAAUUAAUUUCUCAACAUAAGGAUUUUAAGGGAUAGUGGAAUGCAGAAUUAGAAAAAUAGUAUCGAUCAAAAGGUUAAACUCAUAAGGUAUUGGGAUUAUAUCCAGUUAUUUAAAAAGCUAUAUUAGAUAAUGUUGGAUAGAGUGUAUGGAAUCAAUAGAGAGAUGAAUUACUCACUAAAUAUACAGAAGGAGGAUGUUUAACUGAACAAGAAGUUAAAUUCAUUGCCACAACAUCUUAAUUAUUAAAUACUUGUUCAGAUAAAGAAUUUUUAUAGAAGACUAUAUCUCAUUUGGAUAAAAAUAUUCUAGAUUAAAUUGAAUAUAAUAUAGCUGAAUGUAUAUUAGCUACAUAUACUAAUAUAUCAAAUGAUGUUAAAUCACUUAGAUAAAUAUGGCUUAAAAAAAUUAAUACUAAUCUACAAUAAUAGGUCAAAGAUACUCAUUUUAGUGUUCUGAAAAAGAUGUAAUUAUAUAAAAGUUAGAAAGAACUUCAAAAAAUUAAAAUGAAAAUGGUUACUAUCUUUAGAGAUUUGUAAAAAAAACAUUUUAUUAAAUUACAAUAAGAAUUAGAUCAGGAUCAUUAUAUUUAAUAAUAAAAAGGUGUUAAUAAAGUUAUUUUGAAAUUUAAAGAUAAAUUAAUGAAGAGAGUUAGGAGAUAUAGAAAUUAAAAGAAUAUUGGAAUUGCUAAUAAUUUUAUUACUAGAAAUAUACCAAAAUAAAGAACUUUUUUAUUUAAAAUUAAUAAAGAAAUGAAAUCUACUGAAUUUGUUUAAAGAAUGUUUCACCCUCCAUCAAAAUUAAUUAUUAAGAAUUUUGGAUCAUAAACUGAUAGAGGUAUUAAAGAAGAAAUUAAAUAUAAAGUUAGAUCAUCAAGUACUAUUAGAUAAUCUGAUUAUAAACGAUAUUUGAGUGGAGGUCCAUAAACAGAAAGAUAAUUUGCUUCUAAAUCUUUAGCUGAACAAAAUUAAUUAUAAAUUAAUUAACAUAAGAAUCCUCAUGAAUGGAUUACUAAAGAAAUUGAAAUUGAUGCUAUUAAUAAAAUAAAAGCAGCCAUUAGAGCUUAUCUUUAAAGAAAAUAAUAUAAAAUAUAAAAACAAAUUAAAGCUGAAUAAGAAGAAUAAAAAAAGAAUUUAUUGAAUUCACUUUCUAAAAAGAAUCCUGAAAGAAUCUAAAAAAUUGAAGCAGAAUUUAUAAAUGUUAUUAAAAGUUUAGCUUUAAAUAAAUAAAAAAGUUAAUCAACUAUUUAUUCUUCAAAAUAAAGAAUAUAAUCUGAUAUGAAACUUAAAACAAGAAAAUUAUUUUAAGCUGCUAAAAAAAGUUGUCUAAAUAUUGCUAUUUAAUCAGGUUUCUUUUAUACAGCAGAAGAUGCUAAUUAAAAAGAUGAAUUUGGAAGAACUCCUCUUUCUUAUGCUGCAGAAUAUGGAAACGAAUCUAUUUGCAAUUAUUUAUUAAAAAUUGGAGCUAAUAUAAAUAUUUAAAGUUUUGAUGGCAUGACUCCAAUGCAUUAUAUUUUUAAAAGUAAUUCAAUUAUUCUUAUAAUGAAAUUUAUUCAAUUAGGUGGUGAUUUAAAUAAAUUAAAUAAUGAUGGAUUAACACCUAUAGCAUUUUGUAAUUAAGAAACUAUCAAGUAGCUAAAUCUAACACAUAUGAUCUCCUCUUCUUUAAAAAAAGGAUCAUUUGAUAAUCAUUCUAUAUUGAAUAAAAAAUAUCCUUAACAUUCAGAUAUUAUUGAAGCUUUAGAAUUCUCUGGUAAUUUCAGUAAAUUAUAAUGA
This is a messenger RNA of Paramecium sonneborni, 2510 nucleotides long. Lineage: Eukaryota; Ciliophora; Oligohymenophorea; Peniculida; Parameciidae. The record is from the annotation of a GenBank genome assembly.